This is a messenger RNA of Octopus bimaculoides (California two-spot octopus), 870 nucleotides long. Its product is annotated as alkaline ceramidase 3-like. Gene Ontology annotation, cellular component: endoplasmic reticulum membrane. The record is from RefSeq and is a predicted model, not a curated record. Gene Ontology annotation, biological process: ceramide metabolic process; phytosphingosine biosynthetic process. Gene Ontology annotation, molecular function: N-acylsphingosine amidohydrolase activity. Lineage: Eukaryota; Metazoa; Mollusca; Cephalopoda; Octopoda; Octopodidae.
UCCUCUAUCGUAUAACAACGCUUAAGAUCCACGCUCUCUCAAGUUGAGCUUCGCGCAGUAUUUUGUCGUGGUAUUGGCAUGGCUCCUCCGUAUGGCACGGAUACCGCCACAGGCUAUUGGGGGACAGUUACCUCGACAAUCGAUUGGUGUGAAGAGAAUUAUGUCGUAACUGAGUAUAUUGCAGAAUUCUGGAAUACCAUUAGUAAUCUUGUGAUGAUAAUCCCACCCGUGUUUCUGGCUGUAUUGGCAUUGAGACAGAAACUCGAGAUGAGGUUGCUGAUGUGUAACAUUAGUCUGCUAAUGGUUGGUGUUGGAUCUUGGUGCUUUCAUAUGACUUUGCUCUACAGUAUGCAGCUUUUAGAUGAAUUACCCAUGAUAUGGGGCACAUCAUUCCUUGUCUAUUCCUUUGCAGAAAUAAGUAGUCCACCCGGGCACCAGAACAGGCGGCUACAAAUAUUUUUGUUUAUCUAUUGUGUCGUAGUUACUGCUGUCUAUUUGUCGAUAAAGAACCCAGUCUUUCAUGAAUUUGCAUAUGGUUUAUUGGUAGUGAGUCUGGUGGUUUUUGCAAUGAAAGUCAUCAGGAAAUGUGAACACAAUCUGAUAUUAGUUAUAUCUGGAAUGAGUAUUUACUUAUUUGGAUUUCUAUUGUGGAAUAUUGACAAUAACUUUUGUCCACGAAUUAGGAGUGUUCGUUGGAAUCUUGGUACACUUGGCCCCAUCAGCCAGUUGCAUGCAUGGUGGCAUCUGUUGGCAGGUAUUGGGACCUAUUUAGCUAUUAUUUUCUGCAUUCAUACAAGAUAUUUAUAUUUAAAGAAGGAUCCAAGUAUAAAGGUAAAAUCAUCUAUAUAAUAAUCUGCUUGUUCAUUCACC